Molecule: messenger RNA, 2333 nt
Organism: Erythranthe guttata (spotted monkey flower)
Lineage: Eukaryota; Viridiplantae; Streptophyta; Magnoliopsida; Lamiales; Phrymaceae
Product: polygalacturonase non-catalytic subunit AroGP3
Source: RefSeq, a predicted model, not a curated record
AAAAAACACAGUAUAAAAGAUAUUGGCUCCUCCAACCAGAAACCAACCCACCAAUAUUCUCUCUCUCUCUCUCUCUCUAACACUACUUUCUCUCUCUAAAAAUGCGCUCCACCGUCACUGCUCCUCCUCCUCUCGCCCUCCUGCUCCUCUUCUUCGUUUUGUACAUUUCUACAUUUUUCAAUGUGGGAGUAGCUGCUGGCGGAGAUUCGACGGCGGCUGGAGAAAAUCCGUUCACGCCCAAGGGUUAUCUAAUACGUUACUGGAAGAAGCAGAUCUCGAAUGAUUUGCCCAAGCCGGAGUUUUUGCUGAGCAAAGCGUCGCCGCUCAACGCCGCCCAAUUCGCUGCCUUCUCGAAGCUCGCCGCCGAUCAGAACUCGCUAUCGACGCAGCUGCCUGAGUUCUGCGCCAAGGCCGAUCUUCUCUGCUUCCCUGAUUUAACGCCGAGUCUCGAGAAGCACAGCAGCGAUGUUAACUUCGCGACUUACCGCAACAAAAACUUCACCAACUACGGCACCGGCCGGCCGGGCGGAGUGGAUGCUUUCAGCGGCUACUCCGAAGGGGAGAAUCUCCCCAUCGACUCGUUCCGCCGCUACAGCCGCGACGGCGUCGGCCACAACGAGAAGUUCACCGGAUACGCGACGGAAGCCAAUGUGGCGGACCAGAGCUUCAACAGCUACGGCACCGCCGCCACCGGCGGCGGAGGAGAGUUCACCAAGUACAACAGCGAGGUGAAUGUCCCCAACCUCCGCUUCACGGCGUACUCCGACAGCACCACCGGCCACUCACAAUCGUUCACCGAGUACACGAAUCAGGCCAACGCCGGCGACGAGAAGUUCACGAGCUACGGCAAGAAAAGCGUCGGCGCCACCAACGAAUUCGCCGGCUACGGCAAGGACUCCAACGUAAUGGGGUCGACUUUCAAUAAUUACGGCGAGAAAGGGGACGCCGCAAACGACACAUUCACCUCGUACGGCACCAACACAAACAACCCCCAAAAUAAUUUCAGGAAUUACGGCACGCUCGGCAGUUCAGCGACGGAGAGUUUCAAGGGUUACAGAGAACAAGCCAAUGUUGGUGACGACAACUUCGAUUCCUACGGCAAGAAUUCCAACGCCGGGAAGAUCGAUUUCGUCAACUACGGCAAAUCGUUCAAUGAGGGCACUGAUAAAUUCACCGGCUACGGCAAAAAAGACGAUUCCACAAACAAUAGCCCAACCGUCGACUUCAAGAUUUACGGCGUCAACAACACCUUCAAGGAGUACGCAAAGGAGGGCGCCGCCACAUUUUCCACCUACGAGAACAAAACCUCCUCAGCCGAGGAAGAAGCUUCUCUCGCCGCCGUCAAUGGCAGAAAGGUAAAUAAGUGGGUGGUGGAGCCCGGGAAGUUCUUCAGGGAGGCGAUGCUGAAAACCGGCACCGUCAUGCCAAUGCCCGACAUCCGCGACAAAAUGCCGAAAAGGUCGUUUCUGCCCCGGACCAUCGUCUCCAAACUACCCUUCUCAACCUCCAAACUCGCCGAGAUGAAGAAGAUCUUCCACGCCGGCGACGACGCCGACUCGACCAUGGCGAAGAUGCUGACCGACGCGCUCCACGAGUGCGAGCGUGCGCCAAGCCCCGGCGAGACGAAGCGGUGCGUGGCCUCGAUCGAGGACAUGAUCGACUUCGCCACGACGGUGCUGGGGCGGAACGUGGUCGUCCGUACGACGGCGAACACGGCGGGGCACGGCGGCGAUAUACUGCUAGGGGAAGUCAAAGGGGUCAACGGAGGGAAAGUGACGAGGUCAGUUUCCUGCCACCAGAGCCUGUACCCGUACUUGCUGUACUACUGCCAUUCGGUACCGAAAGUCCGGGUCUACGAAGCGGAUAUACUUGACCCGAAUACGAAAACCAAGAUCAACCACGGUGUUGCCAUCUGUCACCUUGACACGUCAUCAUGGAGCCCGGGUCAUGGGUCGUUCGUCUUGCUGGGUUCGGGACCCGGUAAGAUUGAGGUGUGCCACUGGAUCUUCGAGAAUGAUAUGACUUGGGCUGUGGCCGAUUGAAUCAAAACGGUGUCGUUUUGAACGGGAAACCCCGUUUUUUUUUUUUGUGUCGGACCAGUUGCGUUACAGAAAGGGUGAACCACUGGUUUUGACCUUAUUUUAUAAUUAAAUUAAAAACUCAAUUUUUAUGUUAAGUUAAUUAUUAUUAUUUUUAUUUUCCCCCGCCCCGCCCUCUAAGAAUGUAGUAAUUGCUAAUCGCACCUUCCUUGUGUCGAAAUGGCUUCGUAUCAGUGGCUUUAGUUGUAAAAUACAACCAACGAUUUAUUAUUAUUGAAUUCUUGAUAGUAACAA